Pichia kudriavzevii is the source of this 5226-nucleotide messenger RNA. RefSeq lists its product as uncharacterized. NCBI's taxonomy places the organism in Eukaryota, Fungi, Ascomycota, Pichiomycetes, Pichiales, Pichiaceae. The record is from RefSeq and is a predicted model, not a curated record. The coding region runs from base 1 to 5226 and encodes 1741 amino acids. The transcript has a single exon.
AUGGACCUUGAAUCGAUUCCAGAUUCACAAUCUGAUGAUGCUGUGGGUAUUGUCACUUGGGAAACUGUAGAGCAAGAGAGGCGCUUGUCUACGCGUAAGGCCAAACAGCUGCAUAAAUUACAAAAGGAAUUAACACCGUUAACUAAGGAGUUCAAAGAAAUACCAAGAGUGAGAACUAGGUCAAGUAACUUUCAAAAAAAUAACCAGUUUACAGUAGUUGCUGCGGAGUUUUUGAACUUAAGCUCCAAAUCUGAAUUAAACCGUUUAUUUGAAGAAGGAUACACGAAAGAUCAAAUUGAGCAACUGUUGGAGAAUAAGUAUCAGGAAAAGAAACAGUUUUAUACCGAGCUUGGAAUAAAAAACCACAAGUUUAAAAGGAAAAAUUUUGAAUCAUGGAGGUCUAUGAGUAAUUCGCAUGCAGUGACGACGAAUACUUUUGCGUCGGAAGAGGAGUUACUCAAUGUGAUGGAGAAGUCACAACAACUCCGAUUAAAAAGAAUAAACAAUAAACCAUUAUCUUCCUUCAAAGGCUUAGCGCCGACAAACAACACAGAAAAUCUGAAAAAACAUAAGAAUUUGAGAGAAACUGGUUCAACUUUAGGACACGAUGAGAUGAGUUUGAUAAAUUUAACUUCUGAUCGAAACAAUAGUAUUACAAUACAAAGCAGUCCAAUAAGGUUAAGAAAUGAACAAACCUUAACCCAAGAUGAUUUGCAUGAAGAUAAUGGCGAUUCAGUUAAUCGUUCAGAUAGAAACAGUGUAGCUUUAUCUUUUGCAUCUGGAAGUACAGGCGAGAAUAACAAACCAAAACCAGAAGAUGACAUACCUUUGACGUUUUCCCAAUUAGACAAAAUUUUUGCGAUACAAGAUGAAAAUAUUCCUAACAAUACUCUACCAAUGCCAUAUUCAGAUGAAGUAGAUACACAUAGAAGUGAGAUAAGAAAAAUAACUGACAAAUCGCCAGAUACUGAAAUCAACGUUCGACAAUUUUCUGGUAUCCAGAUACCAUCAAUUCCUUCAUCACCACAAUCAACUCAUACAAGUAUACCCAAAACACCAGUUCUUUUUACACGACAUUUGAGACACAGGAACAUAAUAAAUAGAAACCCUUAUUUGGUUGAUAGAGCCGAAUAUUUGGGCCUUUCAACAAGAUAUGAGUUAAUUUCUUUAGAAGAAGAGGGAAAAGAUGAUAGUAAAAUUAUAGAAUUCUUAGACGAACGGUAUCAGCAGAAAAGGGAAGACCGGAAAAAAAAGGACGUUGGAUAUGGGCCCUUUUUGAAAAAGUCUUUUCACGAAAUCAUGAAUGAAGGAAGAUCAGAGCUGUUACCCGAAACCAAAAUUGAAAACUCUAAAUCUACUAAUGAUGUAGAUUCUGAUUUUUCAAUUGAAGACGAUAUUGUAGAGGAAGAGGAUGAAGAUGAAGAAGAACAUGAUCUGUUUUCCUUUUCUGGGGAAGUUUCAAUUGACUCACAACCUAUUAAUGAAGAAAUUUUCGAGAGAACCGAGUUAUUAACAGCUCAAAAGUUGAAGCAAAAACCAUUACCGAAAAGAACGAGAAAGUUUAGUAGUGCCACUCUUUUAACGAAAAGUGUGAGGUCCAGCAGCAAAGGUGUAAAACGCUCACCUUCUUCAAUUAUUGGUGAAGCAUACAACACUGAAAAUAAAGAUAUAAAAGAAUUUCUUCAGACAGGAAAGACAACAAAUUCAAAAGAAUAUGGAAGUAUGGCUGAUUGUUCAAAUCCAGUUGAUUCUGACCCUUACUCUAUGAAAUUUCUUACCCUUUCGGAUGAUGAUCUUGAUUUUCCAGAAAACGUAUUUGGGGAACAGCCUAGUGCAGUUACUGAGGAUAUUUCUAGUGCUCGAAAAAACCAUCAAUCAGAUUUGAAAAAAGCUGCAACAAUCGUCAAGACCCGUGAUGUGAAAUCUUAUAAGAACUCACUAAGCGUCACGAAUAAAAAGAAGCGUUUACUCGAACACCCACAAGAACAAAAUACCACUGAGAAACAUUCGGGAAGGAAAAAGAAAAAGAGACAGACAAAUAUAGUUGCAGCUUCCUUCCCACCAAAGGAUAACCCGAACUAUCUAUUUGUCAGACGACCAUUAACAGAAAACUAUCAAGUCGAAGGGCUUCAAGCUCAUGUAAUACAAAGUGACAAGACAGUAAAUACAGCUGAAUUUAACAUAGACUAUGCACGUGGAACGCACGAAAAUCCAAUGAACAAAACCACAAUUGAAACAAAAGAGGUUGAAAACCACUAUGAUCGUCUAGUAAAAACAUGGAAUAAGUUUAAAACCUCAAAGUCGAAAAAUGAGAGGUUCUUGAAAUAUAUAUUAAAUGUUAGAUUGGAUGAUUACAAGACUAUUCCAUGGCCAACCAAGCUUGUGAAUUCAAGUCUUGUCCAGCAAAUUUUAGGGAGUUCUGAAUUUUACUACCGGAAUAAAUCUAUUAAGAUAGAGUUAUCCAAUUCAUCAUUCACCUUUGAAAUGCCUCUAAAAGAUGGUGAUUCUUUUUCCAAGAUUAAAAGUAUUUUCUCUUUGCUUUUUGGGUAUAUUACGAAUGAAAAGGUAAGAAAGUCCGGGCUAAAGCAGGUGAGAAAACUUCUUAUUCACCUUCUAAUGGUAGUCUCAAACGUUAAAGUUGACAUUCCGCAUAUUAUAGAAUACAUCGUUAUGGAGAUCAAUUCUUUUUGCAACUUGCUAAAAAUUUCAAAAGAGGUAAAUCCAUUGGUACUUAUCACUACUUUACCAUAUUUUUGUUUGUAUUUGAGAGUAUUACAAAGGGAUUCAACUGAAAACUGUCACAGUUUUGCACACACUGAAGACUGGUUAUGCAAGCGUAUAGUAUUGAAUAUUUGCAGUGUUUCAUUUGAAGAAAUGUUUGUUCAUAAGAAAAACAUAGUCCUUGAAUCUAUUUACAUUUUUCUUAAAGUGGUCAAAAAUCCGUGGCGGUUUGUUGGGUCUUACCUUCCUCACAAAAGUUGUAACAUUUUAAAUGUAACCAACUUCUUGUUCUUAUGUAAUGCGUUUCAAAAAGUUGAAAUGGAUUGGGAAUAUUAUCUCAACAUUCUAGGAAAAUAUUCGGAUGGACAACUCACUUCAAAUAAUGAUACAUACUCUAUGAAGUGUUUGUUUUUGUCGAUACUCAAAAUAAACAAAGACUUAUCAUGGGAGUUUGAAAAUCAGUUGAUUGUAAAAAUGUUUAGGCUUUUGGCUGAACACAAGUUUUCAAACAUUGGUUGUGUCAACAGCCCUAAAGCUACGAUUUAUCCCACGGCGUUUGUAAGCGAUUCCUUAACUUAUGAUGAUGGCUGUCUAGAUGUCUACUUGAAAACACUUGGAAAAUUCACACAACAAUAUAUGGGAGAAAACACCAAAAAAAUUGUGGAAAGAUUGAUACCAAUUCGUUCUACAUUUGGAUAUGAUGCUAUCCAAUUACAAAACCGUGCAAUUGUCUUACUUUUUAUGAUACGCCUUUUUGAUCAAGAUCUAAUGCCAAUUCUAGAAUCGGUUGUAAGUGAUAUGAUCAGAAAUGGGACGGAAUACAGUAUUAAGUCAGCUAUUUCUUUAUUAUCAGUUAUUGUCAAACAAACUUCUAGGAAACAGUAUUUGACCGUGAGAAAAUUCUUGCCACAUAUUAUACAUAAGAUCAAUAAGGAUAAAAAUGAUAGAGAAAUGGUAGGUUGCCUUAAAGAUCUUAUAUUGAAUGUGACUGAAUUGCUAAACGGCCAUGACAUAUCUUAUCUUAAAAGAAUCUUGGAUUUUUUUAGUAUUAUAUUGAAAUUUAAAAACUUGUCGACUGAAAAUGGGAUGCUGAUUACCUAUUUAAAGACGUUUUCAAUAAUGAAAAGGCAGUUUGAAUUCUCCUAUGGAAUUGAAAUAACCGAAAAAGAUCAGGCUAGAAUUGACAAGAGCUUAUACGAUGUUAUAGUGUCUGUAAAGCCCAUUAUUUUGAAUGAUAGGAUGACCAUUGAUAUUAAGAAAUUUUACAUUAAAGUAUGGUUAUUUUGUUCAGCUAUGAGUAAAAAACCAGUAAUGCAAAUAGUGUUCACCGAGUGGAACUUUCUGGGAACUCAAGAAUUUAGAGAUAAAAUGGAGUCAUAUUUUUAUACGGAACUUAUUGGAAACUUUCAAGUGGAGCCCGUCAAAUAUGAGGUUUUGGCAUUCUUCUUCAAACACCUUCCAAUUAGAUCUGCGGAUUUGUCUAUUGUCUUCGAUAGUUUGAAGAAUUCAGGAAUUUUGCCGAUUAAAGGAGAUGACAACACUUCUAAUGCAAAAUACAUCUUUAUGAAUGAUAGGACAAGAAUUACAAUCAGGUGUCUUGAAUGCUUGUUUAAGAGGUUAGACAUUAGUGUAAGAAAGACACUGUUGGAAAUAUUCAUCAAGUCUUUAAAAUCACAGUCAAUUGACUUUUCUUCUCGUAGGUACAUCAAAGAGGUUGCCCUAUUCAUACAUGGAAUGGUUGACAUGAAGCUUGAGUUGACCGAGUGGGAUCAUUUAGUCAAAGAGUUUAAUCUUGAGAAUACACCCCAGAAGUUAUCCACGAGAGUCCAACUAUACGAUACUGUGGAAGAUAUCUGUGUACUUUUUGAAAAGAGUUAUACAGUUGCUAUUGCGUCAUCUUCUUUGGACAAACUGAUGACAGAGUUUGAAGCACUUGAUUUUGUCCACCACUCUGAAUCAUUGCUUGUUGAAUCAUUUUGUUCAAUUAUACUUUUCCAUAUAAAGGAGGUUUGUUUGUCAAAGACGAAGCAUUUAUUUCACCUAUCAAACUGGCUGGAAAUUUUUGAGAAAUAUUUACACAAUACUAAUCAACAAUUUGACAUACUUCCAGUCCUAAACGUACUUCUAUUUCUUGGGAAGCCCAAAAAGCACUUUGCUGAUAUAAAGAAGUAUGAUUAUUAUUAUAUGAAAAUUCUCUUAUCCAAUUUCAAGAUUUUGCUGUGGUGUUUGUAUUGCUUUGCUGGAUUUUCAGAUAGUUGCAUAAUCAAAGCAAAGAUGGGUGAUUUUGUUUACCUUGACGAACCUUUUUUGAAAUGUCAUGCAAGUGACAGAGAUAUUACUCUUCCUUGUGAUGUAGAACAAAGGAUAAAAAAUCUAUAUAAAUCUUCUCAAGGUGUACUGGACUCAAAAAUUCAAAUGUUUGGAGAUGAAGAAGGACUGUUGUUAAUGCGGGAGCAAGUACAACUACAUAGAGAAACGAUACAUGCCAUUGAGAAGAAAAUGUGA